CCCCGUCCAUUAUUAUCCAAUUCCCUCUCUCUCCUAUUACUCAACGAACCUUCCAGACCCAUUACACUUGAAAGCGACUUUCGAUGGCCCCGUCGCCCGUCGAGCAGGGCGGCGACCCUCCGGCCGGCGAGCCGCAGCGGUCGACGCCGACGCCUUUCCUCACGAAGACCUACCAGAUCGUCGACGACCCCCCCGUCGACGACGUCAUCUCCUGGAACGACGAGGGAUCCGCCUUCGUGGUGUGGAACCCCACCGUCUUCGCUCGCGAUUUGCUUCCCAAGUAUUUCAAGCACAACAACUUCUCCAGCUUCGUUAGGCAGCUCAACACUUACGGAUUUCGAAAAGUCGUGCCCGAUCGGUGGGAGUUCUCCAACGAUUGCUUCCGCAGAGGCGAGAAGCGGCUCCUGAGCGAAAUUCAGCGCCGAAAGGUCUCGGCCUUGGCGACGGCGGUGGUUGUCCCAGAAGCCGUGGCGACCGUACCCACGGCGAUCCCGUCGGCGAUGCCGGUGAUUUCGCCUUCGAGUUCGGGAGAAGAGCAAGUGAUGUCGUCGCAGCACUCCUCGCCGCCGUCCGCGUGCGGACAGAACUGCACGGCGGAGAUCAUGGACGAGAACGAGAGGCUGAGGAAAGAGAACGCGUUCCUCAACGGCGAGCUGACGCAGAUGAAGAGCCUGUGCAACAAUAUCCUGUCCUUGAUGUCGAGUUAUGCCGCGAACGGGCGGCCACAGGCCGGUUCUCAGGCUGCGGGGAGAGCGCUCGACCUGUUGCCGGUGAAGCGGCCGGCGGGCGGCGGCGUCGGCGGCGACGAGGAGGAGGAGGAAGACGAGGAAGAGGAUGGAGAGGAGAGCCCGAAGCUGUUCGGUGUGGCCUUGGGGAUGAAGCGCGGGAGGGAAAUCAGAGAAGGCGAGGUGCAGGUGAUGGCGGAGUCGGACGCCAUGUUGCGGCUGCAGCAACCUGGUUCUGGUGGCGUGAAAUUUGAGCCGUUGGAUGGGGAUCAGAGGGCGAUCUCUUUCUCCUCUGGAAUAGUUUAACUAUGUAAAAAAGUAGAGUAAUUCUCGGCGUAAGAACACAGAAUGUGUGAAGCCAAUAAGAGAUUAUCCCUCGUUUGUUCGUUAGCAGUUAGCUCUGCAAUCUAUCGAGUAUUUUACUCUGCAAUUUUUCAUAAUUC
Rhodamnia argentea is the source of this 1168-nucleotide messenger RNA. Its product is annotated as heat stress transcription factor B-2b-like. Gene Ontology annotation, cellular component: nucleus. The record is from RefSeq and is a predicted model, not a curated record. NCBI's taxonomy places the organism in Eukaryota, Viridiplantae, Streptophyta, Magnoliopsida, Myrtales, Myrtaceae. Bases 84 to 1031 code for a protein of 315 amino acids. Gene Ontology annotation, molecular function: DNA-binding transcription factor activity; RNA polymerase II cis-regulatory region sequence-specific DNA binding. Gene Ontology annotation, biological process: regulation of transcription by RNA polymerase II. The transcript has 2 exons.